GACGGUGUUUGGUUGUUUUGUUUAGAAUAUGAAUGUAACUGUUUUUAAAAUAAUUAAAACAAUAUUUUACUAUUGUUCUCUAAGGGUUUUGAUGAGUAAAUAAACUUAGCUAACAAUUAUUUGUAACACCCAGUUGAAACAUAGAAAUGGCAAAGUAACUCAUUCAACCGACGGAAUACCGUUAAAAAGGCUUUCCACGUCAAUAGUUUUAUUACACCGUGAGAAUGAGAAGAGCUAGAGGAUACCAAGAUCUUGACGACAAUGCUGGCGAUUCCAGUAUAUCAAUGGCCCAAAUGCCACCACCGCAAGAAAUCGAAAUGGCUUCAGUAUCCGUUGUUCCAGAUGACACAUUUACAGUGACACAGGCAGUUAAUGCCCUGGGCUUUGGCUGGUUUCAAGUCAAGUUGUCACUCUGCACUGGAUUAUGUUGGAUGGCUGACUCUAUGGAGAUGACUAUACUCAGUAUUCUCUCGCCAGCACUGCACUGUGAAUGGAAUAUUAGCAAGUAUCAACAAGCUUUGACAACAACAAUAGUUUUUCUGGGAAUGAUGUUGAGUUCUACAUUUUGGGGCAAUAUUAGUGACCGAUAUGGAAGGAAAACUGCGCUGAGUAUGUGUGGAGUAUUAUUAUUUUAUUAUGGGCUGUUAAGUGCUAUAGCUCCAAAUUUUCUAUGGCUUUUGUUUUUACGAGGACUUGUUGGCUUUGCAAUAGGAUGUGUUCCACAGUCUGUUACUUUAUAUGCAGAGUUUUUACCAACUAAACAACGGGCCAAAUGCGUUGUCCUUUUAGAUUGUUUCUGGGCGCUGGGCGCCUGUCUGGAAGUUGCUCUGGCAUUAGUAGUUAUGCCUACAUUAGGUGUUCAUUGGUUGCUCGCUCUAUCAACAAUACCAUUGUUAAUCUUUGCACUCAUUUGUCCCUGGUUACCGGAAUCCGCUAGAUAUCACGUGGCAAGUGGACAACCAGACAAAGCAUUAGCAACAUUGGAAAAGAUAGCACAGGACAAUGGUCGUCCAAUGCUACUAGGUCGGUUGGUGUGUGAUGAUUCUGUAGGCAUCGGGCAACGUGGACGUUUGAAGCAUCUCCUUAUACCUCAUUUAAGGAACACCAGUUUACUGCUCUGGGUCAUAUGGAUGUCGUGCGCUUUCUGCUACUACGGCUUGGUGCUGAUGACUACUGAGUUGUUUGAGACGGAUUCUGAUGGGUCGGAGGAGUCGUGCGCUGCGGAUUGCCGCCCUCUGCAGACCACUGACUAUAUGGAUCUCUUGUGGACUACACUGGCUGAAUUUCCCGGUAUCUUUGCUACGAUAUUUAUCAUCGAGAAAUGCGGUCGGAAGCGAACUAUGGCCUCUCAGUUUGUGAUAUUUGCGGUCUGUGUUUGCGUUCUAAUAUAUAAUACCAAUCGAACUUUCCUGACAUGUGUGCUGUUCCUGGCGCGAGGUAUCAUCGCCGGUCUGUUCCAAGCUGCAUAUGUCUACACUCCCGAGGUGUACCCGACUGCGCUGCGAGCGACUGCGGUGGGAGCCUGCAGCGGCGUUGCCAGGCUUGGUGCUAUGAUUACACCUUAUGUUGCUCAGGUUUUAUUGAAGAAUUCAAUUGUAAUUGCGACAGCGGUGUAUUCGUUGGCAGCUCUCUUAGCGGCGCUCGCCUGCCUCGCUCUACCCAUAGAGACAAAAGGCAGAGAGAUGAGAGAUACUGUCACUAAUACUACUUAAUGUCAGAUAUCAACAUGUCAAAUGUCAAACACAGUC
Messenger RNA from Papilio machaon (common yellow swallowtail), 1748 nucleotides. Its product is annotated as synaptic vesicle 2-related protein. The record is from RefSeq and is a predicted model, not a curated record. Gene Ontology annotation, biological process: transmembrane transport. The coding region runs from base 225 to 1712 and encodes 495 amino acids. Gene Ontology annotation, molecular function: transmembrane transporter activity. The transcript is spliced from 13 exons. Gene Ontology annotation, cellular component: membrane. NCBI's taxonomy places the organism in Eukaryota, Metazoa, Arthropoda, Insecta, Lepidoptera, Papilionidae.